Ambispora leptoticha is the source of this 426-nucleotide messenger RNA. The record is from the annotation of a GenBank genome assembly. Lineage: Eukaryota; Fungi; Glomeromycota; Glomeromycetes; Archaeosporales; Ambisporaceae.
AUGAUUAAUACAACUAAAUUACCGCCAGUUCAUCCUGGCAAAACUUUACAAAGGCAAUUUUUUCAGCCUUUAAACUUAUCAACAGAGCAACUAACCCAAGAUUUACAUAUUCCCACUUACCAACUCCAAGACCUAGUAGAAGGUAAAGAAAAAAUAACUCCAGAAAUUGCCUAUCGCUUAUCUUGCUAUUUCCAAAUUGAACCCGAAGUAUUUUUAAACUUACAGCAACGUUAUGAUUUAGAGAAUAAAAAUGUGGAAGUAAAUCCUUUUAAAAAAAACUUAACUAAAAAAACCCUAGUCGAAAAUAUUGAAAAUAAUCCCGACAUUAACCAAGAGCCAAGAGGUCAAAAACAAUCGUUAGAAGAGGAAGAAAAUAUCAGACCAAACAAAAGACCAGCAUUAGAGGUAAAAGUAACUAAUGAAGAA